UACACGUAUCAUGUGAUUUGCUCUUGCUGGCGAAAUUCUGCUUGCGAGUAGCUAUGACAGAAUAAUUAUAACGACACACUUUGAGCGGGCGUUUAAAGAAAAACCGUUAUAUUUAGAAGCGAACGCGUUAGCCACAGGCGCCCGCACAAGAUGCAGAACGUGAUAAACACGAUGAAAGGCACGGCGCUCGGAGUGGCGGAGUUCCUCACUCCGGUGCUGAAGGAAUCGAAGUUCAAAGAGACUGGAGUCAUUACACCAGAAGAGUUUGUUGCAGCCGGAGAUCACUUGGUUCACCACUGCCCCACAUGGAAAUGGGCCUCGGGAGAAGAGGUCAAAGUGAAGCCAUAUUUGCCCCCAGAUAAACAGUUUCUCCUGACGCGCAAUGUUCCCUGUUACAAGCGUUGUAAACAGAUGGAGUAUUCAGACGAGCUGGAAGCCAUCAUAGAGGAGGAUGAUGGAGACGGGGGAUGGGUGGACACGUACCACAACUCAGGCUUGUUAGGAGCCACAGAUGCUGUACGAGAAAUUUCACUGGACAAUAAUAAGGACAAGAACAUGAAUGCCACGUCUGCAGCAUGCUUUGCUGAUGAUGAUGAUGAUGAUGAAGAAGAUGCAGAUGGGGAAGCAGCAGAUAUGGAAGAAUAUGAGGAGAGUGGCCUGUUGGAGACGGAUGAGGCGACCCUGGACACCAGUAAAAUGGUAGAAACUAAAGCCAAAGCGGAGCCCGGGAGUGAAGAUGCCAUCCUUCAGACCAGAACAUAUGACCUGUACAUCACAUAUGAUAAAUACUACCAGACUCCUCGACUCUGGCUGUUUGGAUAUGACGAAGACAGGCAACCGCUGACUGUAGAACAGAUGUACGAGGACAUCAGCCAGGACCACGUGAAGAAGACGGUCACCAUCGAGAACCACCCCAACCUUCCUCCACCUGCCAUGUGCUCCGUCCACCCCUGCAGACAUGCAGAAGUGAUGAAGAAGAUCAUCGAGACGGUGGCAGAAGGCGGAGGAGAGCUGGGCGUGCACGUGUAUCUUCUGAUUUUCCUCAAGUUUGUUCAGGCUGUCAUCCCCACAAUAGAAUAUGACUACACCAGACACUUCACCAUGUAGCUGCACCCGGUGAACAGCUUCGGCCAUUUCAGCAUCUGCACACGGGAGAAGAUGGGAGAUUUUUAUGUGGUCUGCUGAGAUUGUGUUACCCUGAGGACAUUUGGUGUGCGUGCAGGACGUUGGGGAAUGUUCAAGGCAUGUUUCAGUUGACGAUAAAGUCUGAUGUUUGGGGACACAGGCUUGUUUUCCAUGACACCCAGGGUCAGAUAAGUUCCACCAGUUUUUGUGUCUCGUACAGAGAUAGGUGUGUUUUGUCUGAGAGGUUCAUGUGUUAUCUUUUUAUUUAACUUACGGAAAAAUAAGACUCGGCUAACCACAUCCUGGACACAUCUCUGUACCAUACACACACAUGUUCACACACAAAAUUCAUCCAUCUUGUCAUUUGGCUCUGGGAUGAGACUGCAGACAAGGUGUGGUAACCUCUCACCAAGUUCCUGUAAGAAGAUUACAAAACUCACCCCAUUCCACUCUGCUCCCUUGCUUCAGGUUUCAGAACAUAAAUUAAACUCUGGUUGUGCAAAGUGUCACUUCCUUGAGUUUUUUUGAAAACGGCCUGUUUUAGACAGAUCCAUGUGCACACACUGAAUACAGUUAUCUUUACUUCUUCUCCUUUAUUAAGACAGAGAUAAGUAAAGCUGCAUUAAGUGGUGUCUUUCUUUUUCCUGCCCGUUAACACAUCCAAUAAACAGAGCAACUCUGCUGUGUCCAAAGGAUGAAUGUAAGUCCAGUACUCUCUUUACUUUUAGCUCCAAUUUGGUCUCCACCAUCUCUUGAGGGAAAUAUCUGGCUCUUUGGCCCGAACAUCAUGGACAAGUACAAAUAAUAUGCAGAAAGACAUGUUUCAAAUCUGUGGAUUUAGACAGAUACUGGUAGAAAACAUGCACAUCUUUCUAAAACAUCAGUGAACCUGACGGCAGCAUCGACGAGAUUCUUGACUAUUAAUAACAACAUUGCUCACACGCUGUACUGCAGUGAUUAACAUGGCCUCCAUUCUAAUGCACUUUGCAGGAGUCAUGGCUGAAUGUCAUUAUUAUAAAUCGUCCCUUUUCAUGCCAGUUUGUCUUAAAACUUCAUUCUCUGAAUGUGUUGACGGCCUGACCCGUUUGUUCCCCUGUGGUUCUGUGGUCGACUUUUAUGCUUUUUAUUUUCUUUCUCGUGUUUUACAAACUGGACAGUUCUUUCUCUGCAGCUUGUUUCAAAACAUUGGGGCAUAUUUUUUUUUUCAGCCUUGCUUGUACGCGUGAUGUUUCACUCCCCACUCUGUCCAACGACCAUAUUCAGUUGGCUGUGACCUCAGUUGUGCAGCUCUUUCACUAAACAUCCAGAGGACUCUUAUUGUCACGAGCCCGUCAGCGGACAACCAUAAAUCCUUCAAAGAAUCUUCUUGGUGGUGAAGUUUAUGAAAUUGCUGAUUGUAAUAAUGACAUGUUUCUCACAGUACUUACUCAACUAAAUGAAUUUACAAGCUCCUGCUGUGAUUCCUGCUUUGCUUUCCUCGUCUGUUUGGGUGGAUAAAAUAUUUUCGCUGUACUGCCUGUUGCUCCAGUGUCCUGAUGUAACACGCUGAGUGGUAACAUAUUAAACAAAUUCACAUUUAUCAAUAAAGAGUUUCCCAACUAUUGUAAACACAA
Molecule: messenger RNA, 2738 nt
Organism: Scophthalmus maximus (turbot)
Lineage: Eukaryota; Metazoa; Chordata; Actinopteri; Pleuronectiformes; Scophthalmidae
Gene: atg3
Product: autophagy related 3
Exons: 12
Coding region: 151-1107 (318 amino acids)
Biological process (GO): autophagosome assembly; nucleophagy; autophagy of mitochondrion
Cellular component (GO): cytosol; cytoplasmic ubiquitin ligase complex
Molecular function (GO): Atg8-family ligase activity
Source: RefSeq, a predicted model, not a curated record